Messenger RNA from Schistocerca nitens (vagrant locust), 1068 nucleotides. RefSeq lists its product as uncharacterized. The coding region runs from base 1 to 1068 and encodes 355 amino acids. The transcript has 4 exons. The record is from RefSeq and is a predicted model, not a curated record. Lineage: Eukaryota; Metazoa; Arthropoda; Insecta; Orthoptera; Acrididae.
AUGGAGUCUCAAACCCCAAAUUACAAAGAGAAGGCAAGGAGGAGGCAAGGAGGAGGAGGCAAGGAGGAGGAGGCAAGGAGGAGGAGGCAAGGAGGAGGAGGCAAGGAGGAGGAGGCAAGGAGGAGGAGGCAAGGAGGAGGAGGCAAGGAGGAGGAGGCAAGGAGGAGGAGGCAAGGAGGAGGAGGCAAGGAGGAGGAGGCAAGGAGGAGGAGGCAAGGAGGAGGAGGCAAGGAGGAGGAGGCAAGGAGGAGGAGGCAAGGAGGAGGAGGCAAGGAGGAGGAGGCAAGGAGGAGGAGGCAAGGAGGAGGAGGCAAGGAGGAGGAGGCAAGGAGGAGGAGGCAAGGAGGAGGAGGCAAGGAGGAGGAGGCAAGGAGGAGGAGGCAAGGAGGAGGAGGCAAGGAGGAGGAGGCAAGGAGGAGGAGGCAAGGAGGAGGAGGCAAGGAGAAGGAGGCAAGGAGAAGGAGGCAAGGAGAAGGAGGCAAGGAGAAGGAGGCAAGGAGAAGGAGGCAAGGAGAAGGAGGCAAGGAGAAGGAGGCAAGGAGGAGGAGGCAAGGAGGAGGAGGCAAGGAGAAGGAGGCAAGGAGAAGGAGGCAAGGAGAAGGAGGCAAGGAGAAGGAGUAUGUUGGUCUUGGUGAUGGUGGUGGUGGUGGUGGUGGUGGUGGUGGUGGUGGUACAGUUAUUGACACUCAGCAUAAGAAACUGAAUACUUUCCCUGCACAGUUCAUAUAUUACUACAAGCCCAAUAAGUUCGAAGUGCAAGAAGGCAUCCCUGCUGGUAGCACUGACGUGGCAAGACUGGCUGCUCAGGUGUCACUGAUGCACCUGAAAGUGACCAAUCACAACACCGUCAUCAAGAAGAAGGCUGAAGAGUUUGACUCAACAGUGGUGGUUGAACAGCAUCGAUCAGUGGACAGUGCAGACAGGCUGGUGCAGGAGGUACAGCAAGCACGCAGUGCUUUGGUGGUUACAACCAAGCUUGCACUUUGUAAGGGCACUGCCUCGCAACUGUCGUCUGGAAGGCUGUCCAAACUUUCAGACCAGGACACCAGACCAACACCAGUUUUUUGA